Esox lucius (northern pike) is the source of this 3337-nucleotide messenger RNA. Its product is annotated as BOLA class I histocompatibility antigen, alpha chain BL3-7-like. The transcript has 7 exons. Bases 130 to 1194 code for a protein of 354 amino acids. Gene Ontology annotation, cellular component: external side of plasma membrane. Gene Ontology annotation, biological process: immune response. The record is from RefSeq and is a predicted model, not a curated record. NCBI's taxonomy places the organism in Eukaryota, Metazoa, Chordata, Actinopteri, Esociformes, Esocidae.
UUUUACUGACGCUUAAUGCUAGCUAAAUUCUCAUUGGCUAAAAAAUGCUAAUCUCAUCAUUACACAUUUCAGUUACUGCUGCUAUAGACAAACUUCUAUAUAAAAAUACGCUAACUGAAAAACUUUAACAUGAAUGUUUUUAUCCUGCUGAUUCUGGGAACAGGACAUCUUCAUACACUAUCUGCUGCCUUCCACUCACUGAAACACACAUGCACAGCAGUCUCCGGUGAUACUCACUUGCCAGAGUUCACUGCGUUAGGUCUGCUAGACAAUGUCCAGUUUGCCUACUUUGACAGCCACGCCAAGAUUGCAAUCCCAAAAACUGAAUGGAUUAAAAAAGAAGGAUCAUACUACUGGGACAGUCUGACUCAGAUUGCUAUUGAUGCACAUCAAAGGCUGAAAUUCUACCUUCAAAGAACAAAGGAUGUAUUCAACCAAUCCAUGUCUACAGGGGUACAUACAUUGCAGUUGAUGGGUGGUUGUGUGUGGGAUGAUGAGACUGGAGUCACAGAGGAAUAUAUGCAGUUAGGAUUUGAUGGAGAAGACUUCAUCUCAUUUGACCUGGAGAAAUUGACAUGGAUCCCUUCAAAACCACAGGCAGUCUUCAUCAAGAACCUGUUAGACAAUAACAAAGCUGACAAUAAGUACUGGAAGCACUAUCUCACCCAGGAGUGUAUUGAUUCACUGAAGAACUUUCUGGACUAUGGGAAGAGCAGUCUGAUGAGAACAGUCCCUCCAUCAGUGUCUCUGCUCCAGAAGACCCCCUCCUCUCCAGUGACCUGCCACGCUACAGGUUUCUACCCCAGUAAAGUCAUAGUGAUCUGGGAGAAAGAUGGAGAAGAACAGCAUGAAGAUGUGGAAAUGGAAGAUACUCUCCAGAAUGUUGAUGGAACGUUCCAGAAAAGAAUCCACCUGACAGUGACACCUGAGGAGUGGAAGAACAACAAGUAUCAGUGUGUGGUUAAGGUCUCAGGGAUCAAGGAGGACUUCAUCAAGGUUCUGACUGAGGAUCAGAUCCAGACCAACUGGGGUGUAAAUGACCAGACCUCCACCAUCAUUGGAGUGGUGGUAACUCUCCUGGCCAUCGUUGCUGCUGUUAUUGGGGUUGUCAUUUGGAAGAAGAAACAGGAAAGUUUUCUUGUAGCUUCUGAUGGCGCAUCUAAAUCCUCCAACAACUCUACUCCAGUAGAAUGAGGUCCAUCUUGAGAUAAACAGUGACUUCUGCUGGGUCAUAGCAGCAAGGAAGCCCCUACAUCAACCAGGUCUCUCCUGAACAAACCAGCACUGGACAGCUUGUCCCUUAGACUAAAAGAUGGAAAAGAGUUGUAUUCAUGUGAAACUAAAGAUGGAUAGGUAAGAUGGAAGUUACUUUAAAUGAGCUAAGAGAUGUACUUAUUAAUACAGUGAAAACAAAAAUACUUAAACUCCAUUAGUGAACAGUAUUAAAUAAUAUAUACAAAUAAUAUAUACAAAAACAACUGCAGGCAUUAUGAAUGCAUAUUAAUGUGUCCUGUGUUUUUACAAAUGUUAGAAAGUCAACAAAGAAAUGGAUCAAGCAAAUUGUGUUAAAACUCAGAGAGCUUGUGCAUAUUCUGUACGACAUAAUUCUAUUUGAUAAGCUGCACACAGAAAUUACUUUUAACACAUUGCAGAAUUCACAAUCAACACAAGAUGGCGCUCCAACUCUACUUUCUAACACCCAUCAGAUCAGUCAAGAACACAUUUCUUUGAAAAGGGAAAUUAAGUCAGUAGUAUUCAACUCCGGUAUUCCACUGACUUAGGUAAUCUGAGGACAGCUCACACCUCCUGUGUGUGAUUUACAUGUGAUGUGACAAACUUCCAUGCUUAGCAUAGACUUUUUGUGAGUGUUAAUUUGCCCCCUCUUUCUGUUGUCCCUUGAUAUGUCUGUCUAUCUGUUUGUCUACUGUUGAGGGGAUCAGAAAACCAGAAAUCCAUGUUCCCCAACCGUAUCCUAAUUCACUAACCGUAUCCUAAUUCACUAACCGUAUCCUAAUUCACUAACCGUAUUCUAAUUCACUAACCGUAUUCUAAUCCACUAACCAUAUCAUAAUCCACUAACCGUAUCCUAAUUCACUAACCGUAUUCUAAUCCACUAACCGUAUCCUAAUCCACUAACCCUAUCCUAACCCACAGAAGGAUCAUGAUAUUAGACCUCUCUCCAUUUAAUAUGAAGCAUUACAUUAAAAACACAGAAAUAAAACAAUUCAGCAAACUAACACUUAGAUACAGGAGGGGUGAAGACCAAUAGUGUAGAGGUAAAUACCACACCAUUUCCUGUAAGAGUCUUUCGAGCAAUCAGUCAUGUUAUGCAUAACUAUGAUCCGUCAUGAGAUGGUCAACACACUGAAGAAUCAUCUAGUUCUAGGAUUAGGUUUAGGUGGCCAUGAUAGAAUGAGGGUCAAAUUGAAGAUUUAGUUGGGACACUGGAGUUAACCAUCCUGCUUUUACAAUAAGUGCCAUGGGACCUUCAGUGAUACAAAGACACUUGUUUAUUGUCCUACCUGAAAGAUUACACUUUAUGCAAGGCAAUAACCCUUCCACAGCCCUGCAUCAUUUGGAUAGAAUCUGAUCAAAGGGAAAAGUGCCUUCUACUGACACUCCAACACCAAUUUCAUCAGCAGCAUCUGGUCUCUCAUUCAGGCCAGGACUAACCCUGAUUAGAAUCUGGUGUCUCAUUCAGGCCUGGACUAACCCUGAUUAGAAUCUGGUCUCUCAUUCAGACCAGGACUAACCCUGAUUAGCAUCUGGACUCUCAUUGAGACAAGGACUAACCCUGAUUAGCAUAUGGUCUCUCAUUCAGGCCAGGACUAACCCUGAUCAGCUUCAGAGGGCAAUCAGCAGUGGGAACCAGAUAAUGUCUAUCAUAUACACUCACUGGCCACUUUGUUAGGUACACCUGUUCAUUAAUGAAAAUUGACAAAGUUUAAAUUAUGUGGCAGGUUCAGUUGUUGUUCAACCAGACAUUAGAAUGAGGAAGACGUGAUCUACGUGUGGAAUCUGUGUAAUAAUAUAAUAUUCUAAAUGUACUAUGAAUGUAUGUUUCAUUGGUAGUUAAAUGUGCUUAGGUAAUGAGAACAAGAGAAACAUCUGUGUUUAGGUUCUCUCUCUGUAAUGUGGAAUGCUUUCAUUGACCAUUUGGCAUGGAGGCUCUUGUGAAGAUGUGAUCUGUGAUUGGUAGACAUGCCCUUCAAUGUAUAUAACAGCUAGGAACCAUUUUUACAGUAAGAAAUGUAUGGAAAAUUAAUUGAAAAGGACAAUUCUGCUGCAUUAUUCUAAUAAAUACUGAAUGUAUUUUCUCCCUUGAUUUUCAAACAAG